Papilio polytes (common Mormon) is the source of this 1675-nucleotide messenger RNA. It is a transcript of the gene rl, whose product is annotated as mitogen-activated protein kinase 1-like. Gene Ontology annotation, biological process: protein phosphorylation; intracellular signal transduction. Gene Ontology annotation, molecular function: ATP binding; MAP kinase activity. The transcript has 9 exons. Bases 282 to 1289 code for a protein of 335 amino acids. The record is from RefSeq and is a predicted model, not a curated record. Lineage: Eukaryota; Metazoa; Arthropoda; Insecta; Lepidoptera; Papilionidae. Gene Ontology annotation, cellular component: cytoplasm; nucleus.
UCACUUUUGUAACGGUAUUGCGUCCGUGCGGGAGUGUCCAAGAAAGUCGGGCGUACGGCAAACGAGAAUGAUAAGCGAGUGACAAGUGGUGGAAUUACUUAGGUUGUGGAUAAUGUAGGUCGGAUAUAUGAGUUUGUUUGGGUUUCAUGUCGGACACUUGUGACUUAACACUGGUGUUAUUCGUUUAAAUUAUUGAUAUUCGCUGACGAAGGCAUCAAAACUGUCUUCUUCAAAUUGUGAAUCUGUAAUUAAGUGGUUAUUGCAUAUCCGAGCGCGUCGCAAUGGCUGAGGCCGCAGGUGCCGCCAGCACCAACCCCAAUGCUGAGAUUGUGAGGGGACAGGUAUUUGAAGUUGGCCCAAGAUACACUAACUUACAGUACAUCGGAGAAGGAGCCUAUGGCAUGGUUGUAUCCGCCUUCGACAACGUGAAAGUAACAAAAGUGGCCAUCAAGAAAAUAUCGCCGUUCGAACACCAGACGUAUUGCCAAAGGACGCUCAGGGAGAUAAAAAUCCUGACCCGAUUUAAGCACGAGAACAUCAUCGACAUUCGGGACAUUUUAAGAGCAGACACUAUCGACCAAAUGAAGGAUGUCUACAUUGUUCAAUGCUUAAUGGAGACCGAUCUAUACAAACUGUUGAAAACGCAGAAACUGAGUAACGAUCACAUCUGCUACUUCCUGUAUCAAAUCCUUCGAGGUCUGAAGUACAUCCACUCGGCGAACGUGCUCCACAGGGACCUCAAGCCCUCCAAUCUAUUACUCAACACCACCUGUGAUCUGAAGAUAUGUGACUUCGGUCUUGCUCGCGUGGCGGACCCCGAUCACGACCACACCGGCUUCUUGACGGAGUACGUUGCCACGCGCUGGUACCGAGCCCCGGAGAUAAUGCUCAACUCUAAGGGUUACACAAAGUCAAUCGACAUCUGGUCAGUGGGAUGCAUCUUGGCGGAGAUGCUGUCCAACCGACCUAUCUUCCCCGGCAAGCACUACCUCGACCAGCUCAACCACAUCCUCGGCGUGCUCGGCUCGCCCAGCCAGGAGGACCUCGACUGCAUCAUCAAUGAGAAGGCGCGUGGGUACAUGGAGUCCCUGCCGUACAAGCCGCGUCAACUAUUCAAAAUUAAAGCGAGAAAUACAAAAGCUAGAUGUAAACGUUUUUCUUUCUUCCAGCCCGUAUCGGAGGAACCUUUCCGUUUCGCAAUGGAAUUAGACAAUUUACCGAAGGAGACUCUCAAGAAAUACAUUUUCGAGGAAACUUUGCUGUUCAAGGUACAGAACGAGGGCGCAUAAACCAAACUAAAUUAUACGUCCAUUUCCAUUUAGCAACUAGUCGUGCGACUUGCGUUGUCGUUUUUGUAAUACAUCGCCAGUGCAAAUAUAACACGUGUCGCGCGACUAACCGCUAAGUGGAAAUUGGUUUAAGACCUGUCCAUAGACACUGUGACGUCACGGACACGCGUUUCAACUAAUUUUAUUUUUCAGUCUUUAGUCUAUAGGUUCCGUGUACAUUAAUUGAACGACUUUUUUAAUCUACAUUUUGCAAACUGUUUGAUUUUUGUAUUUUACAUUAUCUGUGACUAGAUAUUUUAUCAAAUGUUACGAUAUCUUAUCUGUCGCAUGUGAUUAAUAGAUUACUACGAAGUUUUUGUUUUUCAAAUAAUUUUAAGGAUAAUAAA